This is a messenger RNA of Paramecium tetraurelia, 617 nucleotides long. RefSeq lists its product as uncharacterized. The record is from RefSeq and is a predicted model, not a curated record. Gene Ontology annotation, molecular function: calcium ion binding. The transcript is spliced from 3 exons. NCBI's taxonomy places the organism in Eukaryota, Ciliophora, Oligohymenophorea, Peniculida, Parameciidae.
AUGUCGCAGCAAUCACUAAGUUAGGUUUCAUAACACAGUCAACAACAACAACACUAGAAUUAGUAACCAGGACAGAAAAUAGGAAGCUCGAUAGAAGACAUCACACAAGACUUGGAGGAAUUAUUCGAAUCUCUAAAGAUCGAGAAGCAAGGAUAGCAAGUCGAUUAGAUUGAGAAGUCUACCUUGUUGGCUUUACUGCUCUAUUUGAACAUUGACAAAUCAGAGACUCAAUUUUUUAAUUAUGUUGUUAGAACAUUAGAUCAAUUGCAAUCAACUACUCUAAAUAAGGAGCAAUUCAAAACUUUGUUUUUGGAUCCUCAAAUCAAUACAGACAAUUUGAAAAGCGAAGAGUUUGCAUAAAUUUUUAGUGUUUUCGAUUUACAGAAAAAAGGAUCAUUUAGUGCUGAAGAUUUCUUGAGGUUGUAUAAGGAGACAUCUGAAUACUUGAAUCUAAAUGAGAAUUAGAAACAAUAAGUGGAGGCAAGGAUAAAAAAGGAUUUUGAAAUUAUCAGCCCUGAACAUAAGGAAAUUACACCUAUUGAAUUCUUUAAGAUAAUCAAUAAUUAAGGUUGAUUCUAAUAUUGAAAUGAAAAUUAAUUCCAAUAUAUCAUUAUUUA